GCUCAGCAGCGCUGUGAGGGCUGUGACAGCCUCUUUGGCGAGUACUACUGUGAUAUCUGCCAUCUCUUCGACCGCGACAAGAAGCAGUACCACUGCCAGGAGUGUGGCAUCUGCAGGAUUGGCCCCAAGGAGGAUUUCUUCCACUGUUCCAAAUGCAAUUUGUGCCUGAGCUUGAGUCUCCAAGGAAAGCACAAGUGUAUUGAAAAUGUCUCCAGGCAGGACUGUCCCAUAUGUUUGGAGGAUAUUCACACAUCUCGUGUUGGAGCUCAUGUUCUGCCUUGUGGUCACCUCCUUCACAGAACAUGCUAUGACGAAAUGCUGAAGGAAGGUUACAGGUGUCCUCUGUGCAUGCAUUCGGCGCUAGAUAUGACCAGGUACUGGCGGCAGCUGGAUGACGAAGUGGCACAGACCCCCAUGCCCACAGAGUACCAGAACAUGAUGGUGGAGAUCCUUUGCAAUGACUGCAAUGCCCGUUCCACAGUGCAGUUCCAUCUCCUGGGCAUGAAGUGCAAGAACUGUGAGUCCUACAACACUGCUCAGGACGGACGGUGCCGCCUGCCCUUGGAGGAGCAGUGA
This is a messenger RNA of Acanthisitta chloris (rifleman), 576 nucleotides long. RefSeq names its product ring finger and CHY zinc finger domain containing 1, E3 ubiquitin protein ligase (gene RCHY1). The annotation marks the transcript as partial. Gene Ontology annotation, cellular component: nucleus. Gene Ontology annotation, molecular function: ubiquitin protein ligase activity. The record is from RefSeq and is a predicted model, not a curated record. The transcript has 7 exons. Gene Ontology annotation, biological process: protein ubiquitination; ubiquitin-dependent protein catabolic process. NCBI's taxonomy places the organism in Eukaryota, Metazoa, Chordata, Aves, Passeriformes, Acanthisittidae.